AGUUUGGUUGGAUUGGAGUUUGGAGUCCAGCCACACUAAAAUUUUAACGCUACAAUACACAACAAGUAGGUUUUGAAGUUGAAGACAAGUUUACAGUUUAGUAAAGGUGCCUGUUCCUCUGCCGAGCAACUUUUAAAAGAAUAAAUCAGCAAGCUGCAAGCGCAUCAUCACUUGUGGACCUGCAUUAUGUUGCAACAAGGGGAAUCCCUCAGCUUACUGGCUUGUGUGGUCAAAUGUCGCCUUGGAGAGGUCAAGGAUGAGUGCUCAGCUUGUGGCAUUGUGUUGCGUCCAGAUCAAGGAAUUGUUCUCACCCACGGCUCUGUGCUGGCAGAUCUUAUUCUUCAAGACGAUGCGCUGAAAGAUAUGGUGAAAAGUGGGCAGUUUAUAGAUGGAAUAUGUUUGAAGGACUGUGAGUUUGAUGUACUUUUAGACAGGAGAUGGUGUGAGACGAGCAAGGGUCAAGUUGUGUGGCCAGUGGCAGCUUCAGACGCUUCAUACAUGAAAAGUCUCCGCAAUGGGAGUGUAACAUCAUAUACGAAAGUUCACAGCAAAUUUCUCGGAGCAUUUAGAAAUGAUCAUUUCCACCAGACAGUCAGUUCUCUUAUGCCAAAAAGUAACUGGAAAUUUGCAAAUGAUGUCUCAGAUGAAAGUUUGAGUAUGGAGGAGUCGGAAAAGGAAACUUCUACUUCCAAGUCAGCCCUUGAUGAAAGUGAAAUUGCUUUCCAGCUCUUAAGUUAUUUCUUGGUAUUAAGGAUAGCGCCCAUAACAUUACAUCAGAAUGACGGUGUCAAAAAUGGUCUGGAAACAUUUGUGAGUGAGAGAAGUGUGUGUUCUGCCGGGGAUGUCGCUGAGCUUAUUGCGACGCCAUUUGGAGGGCUCAGUCCGGGCGUGUUCUUUAACUCCUUCAGCCGCGGAGUGGUCAGCAACGUCAGCGGGCCGCGUAACUGCUGGAUACUGACAGACGCUCGCUGCAUUCCUGGGUCAGAGGGCGCUCCUCUCUUCACGAGUGGGAAGGGUGAAUCUGGCAGGCAUCUGACAGGUAUUGUUGCAGCAUCUCUGUGCUGGAAGAAUAAUGAAUGGGUUGGCUUCUCUGUGGCUUGUAGUCUAGACAGUAUCAUGCACUCACUGACGCAACAAGUUCAAAGACUGCAUCCAGGACGUUCGAUGGCAGCUCUGGGGUGGACUGAUUCCUUGAGUAGUGUUGCUGCUUGGAGACGCCUCUCUGUGCCUCAUGCGGGUAAUGCAUCAAAGGACUGGUUGCUAGCGACGACUGUUCUGGUUCAGGUCGGAAGCACGUGGGGGUCAGGGGUCAUUGUCCACCAAGGUGAAGGUCUCAUCCUCACCUGCUCACAUGUGGUCAAAGAUGCAGACUCUCAUUCUGUCCUUGUCAGGGCUUGCGGUGGCUCAGAGCACUACAAAGCGGAGGUGUUGUACCGCCAGAACCCCGUGGACGGACCAUUUGACGUGGCGGUGCUGAGAUGCCGCAAGGCAACGGCCCAAUCAUCUGCGUCAUCAGCAUUGUCCAUUGUAAAACCUGUUGUUGGGCAGCGGGUGUACGCUGUGGGCCACGCUGUGUUCAGCGCUGACUCUGACCUACCACCCUCAGUUUCUGCAGGCGUCGUGUCCAAAAUUGUCUGUUCUGGAGGUCAGCCCGUCAUGGUGCAGUCCACAUGUGCGGUCCACCCAGGGGCCAGCGGGGGUCCUCUGCUGUCUGCCAGCGGUCAGCUGGUUGGGAUUCUUGUCUGUAACACCAGAGACCAGAGCAACAGUAGCUGCUUCCCCCACGUCAACAUGAGUGUGCCGGCCGUGGCCGCCUGGACCGCUGUGCAGAAGUACAGGAGGACCGGAGACAAGCAGCACCUACACAGCCUUCAGCUGCAGAAUUCCUAUGUCAAGAAGCUGUGGGCUCUGGGCAGUGUGACUCAAGGGAAUACAACCACGUGUCAGAGCAGACUCUGACUUUGUCCCUGUGUUGUGGUGACUGGUCACAUUCCUCACUGUACCUGGAAGUCUUUCAACUGGAUUCUCAGUGACACUUUGUUGGUGAACCUUUAUUAAGGCUGUGGGGUUUUCUUUACAAUGCUUUCAACCACGUUAAUAUUUUGUGAACUUUGUUUUUUCUGGGGAAAUAGAUAUCUUUUUAACAUUCUUUUGUUUGUUUGGGGAUUUUUUUGGGGGGGUUGUUAAUCUUUGUUUUCAUCUUUUUUAUACACGACACAUUUUUGUACAGAUUUGAUUAAAUCUUUCCCCUCUUUCUUUUUUUGACUUAUUCAUUUUUGCUGUUUACAUUUUUAAAAGACAUUUUUGGGGGAAGAUUAAUCAGGUUUGUGCGGAUGUCGGUUGUAAUCGGAAUUCAUUGAUGCCCUUCUCUCUGAGAUUUGUUUUUCCAUUUUCUUUUUUUAUACAGAAUGUUGUAUGACCUUUUAUUAUAUAUAAUUGUAGAUGUACUGAGCGUGUGGUAUGAAAGGGUGAUGAGAGUGUGAAAGUGAUCUAUAGUUUCAUAGAUAAAAAGAGUGAAAGAAAUUUUGAGUGUGCUGGAUCUAUUAGUCAGGGUUAAAUUUAGAGUGAAGUCUGUUUUAACUGAAAUCUGUGUGGCCUUCGGAUUUUAUUCGAUUUAGUGAUGUUUUCAUUUCAGAGAGGUUGCUCAAAUAGCAAAGAAAAAAAUUGGGGAUUUUAUUCUUUUUUCCUGUUUUUUGCUGUGUUCAGAUUAAGCGGACUCCACUGUACUGUACGUUAUUUUGUCAGAACAUUACAGUUCUCAAAAGACAACACAAUAAAAGGAACAAGUUUGUUUGGUACCUGUA
This is a messenger RNA of Aplysia californica (California sea hare), 2804 nucleotides long. Its product is annotated as peroxisomal leader peptide-processing protease. Gene Ontology annotation, cellular component: peroxisome. Gene Ontology annotation, biological process: protein processing; regulation of fatty acid beta-oxidation. The record is from RefSeq and is a predicted model, not a curated record. Gene Ontology annotation, molecular function: serine-type endopeptidase activity. The transcript has 10 exons. The coding region runs from base 187 to 1959 and encodes 590 amino acids. Lineage: Eukaryota; Metazoa; Mollusca; Gastropoda; Aplysiida; Aplysiidae.